AUGUCCUCCGCUCUCGGCCACCUCAGGUCGCAGAGGUCUCUGCUCUCUCGCGCUCCCUCCCGCAACAGGGCACCACUUGCCAGAGGCGCACACCGCGAUGCCCCGAGCAAGAUUCGGGAGCCCCGGCCAUGGGCCGUCGAAAACGUUCCUCCAGUGGAUCCCCGCCCUGCCUGGUUUUUCCCGAUAAAUCGUAUCUCGAACUACGUCGUGAUACCAGCGACGCUGCUAUACGCCGUGUUCUUCGCUGACUUCGGUGAGAAAGAGCACGUCUUCAUGCCCGCUCGGAGGUGGCUCGACGCGCAAAAGGCCGCUUUCUUCGACUUAUCCGAAGCGGAGCGUGAGAUCGCAGGAGUGACGGAGGACGUGAACAACAGUUCUAUGGAGGGAGCGGAAGCCCGCCGAGAUCGGUAG
Molecule: messenger RNA, 411 nt
Organism: Rhodofomes roseus
Lineage: Eukaryota; Fungi; Basidiomycota; Agaricomycetes; Polyporales; Fomitopsidaceae
Exons: 3
Coding region: 1-411 (136 amino acids)
Source: RefSeq, a predicted model, not a curated record